GUAACCGUCCCAGCCCCAGCCCCAGCCCCAGCCGCUCAGGAUGAGCCCCAUUGAGACAGUGGAGCUGUGCCCUUAGGAGGCACUUAAACUUAAUGAGUAUUUGGAGGCAACACAUGGGUCUAGCAACAAAGUCCCCGUUGUUGUCUUAGACUUUUGUUAGAGUCAGGCAGGCCUGUCUGCCUAGUGUCCAUGGAUCAGGGGCCAGAUGCUCACCUGCCCCGCCCCUUGCUCCCUGAGAUAGGCUCCCACAUGGGUCUGGGGCAGUGGGGUCCGUCACGCCUCCCCCCCCCCGCCUCUCCCCUGUGCCGCUGGAGAGAAGCCACUCCCCACUCUGGUAAUGCUGCCCUCCCUGAGAACAGGUACAUGUCCUGUGGUUUCCACCAGAAGGCUUCGUAGAGUUGCUCCCAGGACAUGGCCUUAUCCCAUCUUGGGCUCUCCUGUAGUCAUGAUUCCUUUCUGCCUGCACUUAGAGGGAGCAGCUUGUGGCCAGAGCCGGGAGGACAGAGCAAAAACUCUGUCUGAUGUGAAGCGGAUCCUACAGACCCUCGGCUUCCCGUGGCACGUUGUCACCUUGGAAGAGGUGUUUGCCCUGCCGCCGUCCGUGCUGCGCUGCUCUGCCCCGGAGCCGGUGGGUACUGUGGGGACCUACAAGGUGGCUGUGGACAGUUUCCUUCAGCAGCAGCAUACGCUGGAGGCUGAGGGCGUUGGGGACAGCCCCAGCUCAGCCCAGGGGGAGGCGCAGCCGAGCCAGCCCUGCACCCAGGACCCCCAGGACCUGGCUGAGCCACCCCCGGCUGCCCAGACCGAGGCUCUGUCCCGACUGUUUGACUCCGUGAAGACGUUGACGGCCAAAGAGGAGCUUCUGCAGACCCUGCGGACCCACCUGAUCCUGCACGUGGCUCGGACCCAUGGCUACUCCAAGGUGAUGACGGGAGACAGCUGUACCCGCUUGGCCAUCAAACUCAUGACGAGCCUGGCACUGGGGAGAGGGGCCUUUCUCGCCUGGGACACGGGCUUCUCCGACGAGCGGCACGGGGACGUGGUGGUGGUGCGGCCCAUGCGUGAGCACACGCUGAAGGAGGUUGCCUUCUACAACCGCCUGUUUGCCGUUCCCUCUGUCUUCACCCCAGCCAUCGACACCAAGGCCCCCGAAAAGGCCAGCAUCCACCGGCUGAUGGAGGGCUUCCUACUCCGACUGCAGGCCCAGUUCCCCUCCACAGUCAGCACCGUGUACAGGACCAGUGAGAAGCUGGUCAAGGCCCCCAGGGAUGGCUGUGCCUCUGGCCCCCGCUGCCUGCUCUGUAUGUGCUCGCUGGACGUCGACACUGCUGAUAGUGCCACAGCUUUCGGGGCUCAGACCCAGGAUUUCUCCCAGAUGCAGCCCCCCACCCCACUGGCUGAGGCUGGGGCCCCCACCGUGCCUUGCCGUUCUGCAGAGGUGGGCAGGGCCCCGAACUGCUGCCAGGGGACCAGGCCGUGCAGGAGGGAGGACUCCCGAGCCCGUGUCAUCAAGCAGCUGUGCUACGGCUGCCGCGUGAAUAUGAAGGAUGUGCCCUCCUUGGACCCCCUGCCACCUUACAUCUUGGCCGAGGCCCAGCUCCGCAGCCAAAGGCUCUCGCCAGAGAUCCAGGAGUAUCUGCUGGAGAACAGUGACGACAAGGCGCACACCAGCGGGAGCGGAGCCUGGGGCCCCCCAGAGCAGGAGGGCAAGGAUGGGCAGACAGUCUGUGAUUGUAUAAAUAAAAACAUUUUUAAUUAGAAAA
This is a messenger RNA of Callorhinus ursinus (northern fur seal), 1763 nucleotides long. The record is from RefSeq and is a predicted model, not a curated record. NCBI's taxonomy places the organism in Eukaryota, Metazoa, Chordata, Mammalia, Carnivora, Otariidae.